AAAAACAACUGUUAAUUCAGUUGAUAUUUUUUGUGUGAGCCGGCAUCGUUCCGUGCAUGUUUCUUUUAGGAAAUUUGUGUUAAAUGCUCUUAGAUGUCGCUAAUUACGAAUUUGCUAGUGUCGUUUUUAGUAUGGAGCACAUAUCUAUCGUACGCAAAAUGCGAUGUACCAUGCGCUGCCCGAGACGUGGGCAUCGAGGGUCGCUCCAUAGUAUGCGUAUGUAACGCCACCUACUGCGACACCAUCAGUAGGGAAAUUCCCGAAAGGGGAAAGUACGUCGUCUACACAAGCACUUUUGCUGGUGAUCGCUUCAAAAAAAGUUAUGGUGAAAUUGAAACAAACGUGAACGCUCGUGAAGAUGAGAACGACGAAGAUGUCGAUGAAGACGAAAACGGCAAUUACGAAGGUGGUGAAGAUGGGGAAACUGAACAACCAGUAUCCAUUUUGAACCGGGGUGCAAUUAGGCUGUAUGCCAAUCGAAGAUUCCAAGUGAUUGAGGGUUUCGGAGGAUCAGUGACUGACGCCGCUUCGAUCAACUGGCGUAAACUCUCCGAUGGCGCCCAAAUUAACUUCAUCAACACAUACUUUGGUAAAGAUGGAAUAGAAUACAACCUGAUAAGAGUUCCCAUUGGAGGAUCAGACUUCUCUGAGUACCCGUACACUUACAACGAGGGGCCAUGGCAAGACGGAAAUCUUUCCAACUAUUCAAUAGUAUCGGAGGAUAUUUUUUUCAAGUUACCAAUGAUCAAGCGCGCCCUGAGAGCCGCAACAAGUGAGAUAAAGAUCACAGCUAGCACCUGGUCACCGCCAGUUUGGAUGAAAACAAACGAAAGGAUCACAGGCUAUGGACAACUUAAGCCAGAAUUUUACCAGGCCUACGCGGAUUAUCACUUAUUAUUCCUGGAAGAAUACUCAAAGGCCGAGGUACCUAUUUGGGCCAUCACUACUACUAACGAGCCCAUAAAUGGUGUAGCUGGUGCACCUUUUGUAAGGUUCAACUCUCUGGGAUGGUUCCCAAGCCAGUUGGCCCGCUGGGUAUAUAAUAAUCUUGGACCUACCAUACGCCAGUCCCGAUUUAAUGCCACAAAAAUCCUGGCCAUUGAUGAUCAAAGAUACAUGUUACCUGUUUAUAUUUACGGGAUGGAGCAAGAAGAACCAAAGGCUUUUGAUUACAUAGACGGCUUCGCUAUACAUUAUUACGGGAACUUUGCACCAGCAUCCAUUCUCACUGCUAUCCAAAAUAGCUACCCGGACAAAAUUCUGCUGUCUACGGAAGCUUGUGAAGGUCCGAUGCCCUGGGAUAAUGAGAAAGUCGAAAUCGGAUCGUGGCAACGAGCGCAUAACUACGUGACGUCUAUAUUGCAGGACCUCAACAACUACGUAGUGGGCUGGAUAGACUGGAACCUCUGCCUUAGCCCGACUGGCGGACCCAACUGGGCCGACAACUUCGUGGAUGCCCCAAUCCUGGUCUACGAAGAUUCGGACGAGUUCAUAAAGCAGCCCAUGUACUACGGAAUGGGUCACUUCUCUAAGUUCAUACCGAGAGGGUCGAGGCGCAUACGGUCUGCGCAGAGAAGCUUGCUCCGUGUUGAUAAUCUGGCGGUUAUCACCCCGCAAGGCACUGUGGUGGUGGUGCUACAGAAUAAGAGGGAGAGAGCUAUUGAUUUACGCAUUCAAAUUGAUUGGAGAAGAUUAAUCAGCAUCACUUUAGAACCACAAUCUAUCAAGACUAUUGAAAUUGGAGUGUAAGAGUAAAUCUUAAUAAAAAUAAUUGGAACUAG
Plutella xylostella (diamondback moth) is the source of this 1781-nucleotide messenger RNA. Its product is annotated as lysosomal acid glucosylceramidase. Gene Ontology annotation, molecular function: glucosylceramidase activity. Lineage: Eukaryota; Metazoa; Arthropoda; Insecta; Lepidoptera; Plutellidae. Gene Ontology annotation, biological process: glucosylceramide catabolic process. The record is from RefSeq and is a predicted model, not a curated record.